This is a messenger RNA of Candidula unifasciata, 601 nucleotides long. The record is from the annotation of a GenBank genome assembly. NCBI's taxonomy places the organism in Eukaryota, Metazoa, Mollusca, Gastropoda, Stylommatophora, Geomitridae.
AUGACAAAUUAUCAAUGUAUAGAGUGUGGCAAUAAAGUAAAGAUGCUUUAUCGUGAGUACAAGGCUGGAGUCAUCAGAAUAUCACAUUGUGAUGCAUGUAAAGCAGUGGCAGACAAGUACAUAGAGUAUGAUCCAGUCAUCAUUUUCCUGGAUGCACUUCUGCUACGACGCCAGGCCUACAGACAUCUGCUUAUCAACACUCAGUUUGAUUCCCAUUGGAAACUAGCAGUGCUACUGUGGGUUUGUGAUGCAUUUAUCAAGUUGGUGGUACAACGAGCUGAACUGGCAAGCAAGCAUGGGGACAAUGAACCUUUCAACUACACCUAUAUUGGACUGGAACUGUAUCUGAAUUUCAUCAUUGCUGCUGCCGAACUCCUGGUGCUGCUGGCCGUAGUACUGACAGUCUAUGCUCUGAGAAACUACUGCAGACACAGGAAUCUGAAAACCUUCAUGACACAACCAUUGACAAAAGCUGUGAUUGUAGCCAGCCUAUGGCACAUGCUGGCUAUCCCUGCCCUAUUGUGGGGACAAGUGUACAGCAGUAUUUACCUGUGGCUGAGCCAGGCAUUUGUGUACAUAUCAACAUUUCAGGCUUUGAAAG